AUGGCAGAUGGUACCUACAGGUUCCAGCAGCCUGGGGCCGGGCAGUUCUACUUCCAAACUCAAGCACAACAGAACCCUCAUCAGCGACACAUUGUUCGAAACGGGACCAAUUCCCCGACGGGUCGACUGAAAUUCAACACCGACACCCCCUCCCCCUCCCGAUCCCCUGCCCUAAAUCAGGCUGCUGCUAUUGCCCCUUUCAACAAUAUGUACGGUCAAACUCAUCAAGGUCAGCAUGUCAUGAUGAAUGGCGGUCAAGCCCACCAGCGGUUUGGUAUGCAGAUCCCGAAGUUCCAAUCGCAAACCCACCACUCCCAUCACACUCAACAGCAGCACCAUCACACUCAUCAUACACAAGCGACUCACAACCUCACCCAUCAACACAAUUUCGCGGGCGGCGGACUCGCAACUACCACAACCUCGCAUUUCACCUCUACUCACCUGCAGAACGGAGUACCGACCGCUGUGGAUGAUGAUCUGGACGAAUCAAUGAAUGAGCACUGGCAGCAGCAGCUCCAGCUUGCUGCGGAGUCUAGGCAAGCGACGUCCCCCCACUACCAUGCCCGCGUCAUCGCGCAACAAACAAAAGGCAUUCAACUCAUGCCUAGUCAAACCGACCCAGAAAACGGGACAGAAGGGCGCAACGGUGCAUCCGCGGGGAAGCCAGCUAGCCGACAAGGCUGGAAUGCGCUUGACUUUGGUGGUCAAGGCUUGCGCGCUUUGACCACGUCCUUGUUCAACUAUGGUUUCAUCGAGAAGCUGUAUCUCAAUCACAACAAGCUGAAAGUGUUACCACCAGCUAUCGGGCAGCUGCGGAAGUUGACUCAUUUAGAUCUUUCGGGUAAUGAUCUGACAGAGCUACCAGAAGAACUUGGCAUGCUUUCAAAUCUGAAGAAGCUUUACCUGUUCGAUAACAACAUUCGCACCCUCCCUUACGAAAUGGGAUACCUUUACCGGCUGGAAACCUUGGGCAUUGAGGGCAACCCCCUGAACGAAGUUCUCAAGUCUCAAAUCAUGAAAGAUGGCACCAAGGCUCUUAUCAAGUACCUGAAAGAAGAGAUGCCAGUUCACCUACCUCCUCCCGAACGUGAUUGGGUAAUCCUAGAUGAUACCUCAAGCACAUCCAACAGUACUACAGAAAAGAUCACCGUUCUGUCAUACAACACCUUGUGCGACUCUUCUGCUACCCAAUCGCACUACGGAUAUGUCCCCUCACGUGUUUUGUCCUGGGAAUACCGACGCGAACUUAUUCUCAGCGAAUUACGAGCACACAACUCCGACAUUGUUUGUCUUCAGGAGGUUGACCAAGGAAGUUACAACAAUUUCUUCCGGGAACAGCUUGCCUACAAUGAUUACAAGGGUAUCUACUGGCCGCGUGGGCGUGCAAUGGGUAUGCAAGAGGAAGACGCCCGUUCAGUGGAUGGCUGUGCUACAUUUUUCAAGGGUAGCAAGUAUAUCCUGUUGGACAAGCAGUUGAUCAACUUCGGUCAAACAGCUGUGCGUCGACCCGACGCCAAGGGCCAGGAUGAUAUCUACAAUCGACUGUGGCAGAAGGAUCACAUUGCUGUUGUUAUCUUCCUGGAAAACCGACAAACCGGUGCGCGCUUCAUCAGUGUAAAUGCUCACCUGUACUGGGACCCAGCCUUCAAGGAUGUCAAGCUCAUCCAAACCGCCAUUUUGAUGGAGGAAAUUACUAAGCUUUCAGACAACUAUGCCAAAUGGCCCGCUUGCACGGACAAGACCGCAUUCCGUUUCUCAGAGGCUGAAAGUGGUUCAGAGACUGCUCCUGUUGUGGAACCAGCACCGUCAAUGGAAUACGCCACCGGCGAUCAAAUUCCCGUUCUUAUGUGCGGUGAUUUCAACUCCUCUCCUGGAUCCGCAGCCUACAACCUUAUCUCCACUGGAUGCCUGCCUGAAGAGCACCCGGACCUUGAGAAGCGUCUUUACGGAAACCUCAGCCGGGUCGGUAUGAAACAUCCCUUCAAGCUCAGGUCCGCAUACUCUUCUAUGGGUGAACUCAGCUUCACCAACUACACUUCCGACUUCACGGCCAUCCUUGAUUAUAUCUGGUAUUCCUCCAAUACUCUCCAUGUGUCGGCACUGCUCGGCGAGGUGGACAAGGAGUAUCUACGUCGCGUGCCUGGAUUCCCGAAUUUCCAUUUCCCCAGUGAUCACGUUGCAUUGCUAGCGGAGUUUACGGUCAAGGGCAAGAAGGGCAAGGUGGUGGAGGCAGACUUUGGACCGCAACGGCACUAA
Messenger RNA from Penicillium soppii, 2256 nucleotides. Its product is annotated as CCR4-Not complex 3'-5'-exoribonuclease subunit Ccr4. Gene Ontology annotation, cellular component: cytoplasm; CCR4-NOT complex; nucleus. The record is from RefSeq and is a predicted model, not a curated record. NCBI's taxonomy places the organism in Eukaryota, Fungi, Ascomycota, Eurotiomycetes, Eurotiales, Aspergillaceae. The coding region runs from base 1 to 2256 and encodes 751 amino acids. Gene Ontology annotation, biological process: nuclear-transcribed mRNA poly(A) tail shortening. Gene Ontology annotation, molecular function: protein binding; poly(A)-specific ribonuclease activity. The transcript is spliced from 2 exons.